UAAAAUUAGUAGAAUGCUGUUCAAAAAUAGUCUAGGUCUUCUUAUUCUUUGUUUAUCUUGUCUUUGUUGCGAUGGAUGGAUUCUGCACGCCCAAACUCUUUGUAAGGAGAUGAAUGAGAAUAGUGCAAGAGAAAGCAACAUAACAAUCAAGUACACUAUACGUAAUCAGUUUGCGGAACCUUGGUUUGAAUACGAACAGAAUGUGACGUCAAAGGCUGGUCAACCAUUCAUCAGGUUCAUGGAGCAGGCGGCUGAUGACGACAAAAACUUCCAAUUCUCUUCGAGACACUCUAGCAAGCAUGGUUAUGUUGUUGAAGAGCUUGGAAAAGAUAUGUUAGCUGGUACUCCUGGUUUGACUUACUGGCGGUUUGUUAAAGCGCCAUCUACCGUCCUAAGUCUGGAUGUGAGUAGAUACAUACCAGAAGAUGGUGACCAUUUAAUCUUGGACUUUGUCAUGUAGAGGGACUUUCAACCUGGCAAUAUCCUGCAUAUGUUUUCAUCAGAA
Molecule: messenger RNA, 505 nt
Organism: Saccostrea echinata
Lineage: Eukaryota; Metazoa; Mollusca; Bivalvia; Ostreida; Ostreidae
Exons: 5
Coding region: 14-460 (148 amino acids)
Source: RefSeq, a predicted model, not a curated record